Messenger RNA from Aspergillus campestris IBT 28561, 597 nucleotides. Its product is annotated as SANT/Myb-like DNA-binding domain-containing protein. The record is from RefSeq and is a predicted model, not a curated record. NCBI's taxonomy places the organism in Eukaryota, Fungi, Ascomycota, Eurotiomycetes, Eurotiales, Aspergillaceae. The transcript has 2 exons. Bases 1 to 597 code for a protein of 198 amino acids.
AUGCCGGUUUUCUUGAUUGACGGAAAAAGCUAUCGAGUUCCGUUACUGUCAUCCUGGAGGAAUCCCAGGAUUCUUUUCAGAGAACCACCAAUGGCAAUCGAAGCCAAACCUACCCGAUGGACUCCAGCAGAAGAUGCACUUCUCAAGGAACUCAAAGCGUGUCAUACACCAUGGCAAUCGAUAUCCAUCGCCAUUGGACACAGACCAGUCGCCGAACUCAAAAGACGCUGGGACGAUCUGGGCCGCUACGAGAACAACCAGAACCGGCCUCUGAACGGGAGAUCUUACAGAAGGAAAUUCUACGAGAAUCCUCCGAGCAUGGGACCGUCGGGAGAUGAGGAGGCUCCGCGUAAUGUGUCCUUCUCCGAUCCGUUGAUCACCGGGGGCGAUAUGGAUUAUGUCGGUAGCCGCUCGUCCCUAGAGACUAAGAGAGUCCUUUAUAUCGAUCGCGACUUGUCGUGGCAAGAGGCCGUUCUGCUACAUCAGAUCGCGGCCGGAUGGGAGAAAGAACGGUGGGUGGCAAUCAGUAGCCGGUUCAAUGAUAGGACCGGACGAACCAUUACCCCGGAACAGGCGAAAUCAGUUCUUGAUCACUAA